UCUUGCGAAAAAAAAACAAUUGUUAAUUAUUUAUUUUUGGGAUGUCAGGGCUCAAAAGAAGUCUUGGCGGGAGACUAAUGUGUUGUCUACGUCAUCAAUGUGCGUAGUGUUUAAUGAGUAAAACACGCCAGUGAUGUAUUACAAGGAAAUCUGAGCGGAUCAGUUUCUCCACACUUGACAGCCGGUGUUUGAGCUCAGCAUGUGUCCCUUAUGUGUAGGCAGGUCUCAUGUCGACCUAACAUAGGAGUAACAACAAUGUGUGAUGCUAAUGUCAGACGGACAACAGCGUUUUGAAAAGCAAUUAUUGACGUGAGUGUUUUGAACAGGCACCGACGCCACCGCCUACUUUAUCCCUCACUCGUCUCUCCGCCGCGCAUCCCAACCACAACCUCGCCAACGCGUUGCGAAUUCCACGGCGAACUUUUCUCGUCUGUCGCAAGAAACCGCUUUAAAAAAACGAGAGAGAAAGGCGAAGCGAUCGAAAUGUUUAUUUCCUGGUUGUUUUGAGACGGGUCCCGCCAGGCCACUCCUACGACACCUCUGCUUCGCGAGAAAACAAACCAGUUAAUUCAAAAACCAGUUGAUCCCGCACACCGGUAAGCGAUGGGUAAAACAACACAUGUGAUGGAAGGACCUACCGACGGGCCUCCCUUUACUGGACACUCACUAUAACUGUUUAUUGACAUCGCUUUGCCGUAAGAGUAACAGCUUCAUUCCAACUAACGGUGUUAGCCUGCUAGCGCGCUAGGCUACGGGCUAUGCUAGCUAGCUGUGCUGCGGGUUCGUGUUUCGGUGUGAGGACAUGGCACUUUGCAAACUCGGCAACACUCGCCUACUCUGGGAUUAUUUUCUCAUUUAUCCCUGUUGAAUAACACAUUCUGCUGUUACGAACGCCCUGGCUUUUUGGGGGUUAAUUAGCCACCACGCCUGCUGGAGAGGCAACGCUCGGCUAACGCCGCUACUUAGCUGCGCGGAACCGGAAUGGAGCCAGGCGACCUGCGUGAGAGCCCCGCCGGCUCCGGGGAGUCGGAUGCGGGGGAUUGGAGGGAGGUUGUCCCCGGGGAGGACGAAGAGGUGAAAGCCGCCGAAACUAACGGAACGACACUGGAGACGACGCGCAGGGACACCUGCGAGGAAAGCGGCAGUGACAAAGGAGUUGGAGAGCAAUUACACAGCCCCUAUGAGGAGGAGCUGGACCCCCGAAUACAGGAAGAGUUGGAACAUCUCAAUGAAGCAAGUGCAGAAAUCAACAGACUGGAGCUGCAGUUGGAUGAUGCCAGAACAGGCUACCGGAAGAUCCUCACAGAGUCUGCCAGGAAGCUGAAUGCUCAGAGCUCUCAGCUGGGUGGCUGUAUUGAGAAAGCGAGACCUUACUAUGAAGCUCGUCGGCUUGCGAAAGAGGCACAACAGGAGACUCAGAAGGCAGCACUGAGCUAUGAGAGAGCGGUUUCUAUGCACACAGCUGCCAGGGAGAUGGUCUAUGUGGCGGAGCAAGGUCUGAUGGCUGAUGGCAAGAACACCCUGGAUCCCACCUGGCAGGAGAUGCUCAACCAUGCUACCUCCAAGGUGAACGAGGCCGAGGAGGAGCGGCUGCGCAGUGAGAGGGAGCACAUGCGAGUCACACACGCCUGCCAGGAGGCCGAGGCUCGGGUUCAGAUGCUGCAAAAGUCCCUCAAAAGAGGCAUCGUGAAAUCCAAACCUUACUUUGAGCUCAAGGCCCAGUUCAACCACAUCCUGGAGGAGAACAAAGCCAUAGUGCUGCAGCUGGAGCAGCAUGUAGCCAAAGUGAAGACCCGCUACUCCAUCGCCUUACGGAACUUGGAGCAAAUCAGUGAGCAGAUUCACGCUCAGAGGGGGAGAGACCAGGCGGAGGGCGGGCGCACCACAGUCUGCGGCGGGCGCAGCCCCCCCGUUGGAGCGGAGUCCGACGUCGGAGUUCAGAAAGAAGGCGGGGCCUGCGACGGCGGCGCGUCGUCGACGGAUCGGGUGGACGCAGCCAUCGGCUUGGAGAGAAACCGGGAGAGCGAGAGGGACCGGGCGGGGUCGGACUCCCUGUCGGUCUUCAGCCUGCAGACCAUCGCCUCCGACUUGGAGAAAUACGACUCCAUCGAGCACCUCGGGGACCUCAGCGAUGUGGGGAGCGUAACUGGGGAUGAGGGGGAGAAAGAGAAGGGCGGCGUGAUGGAUCGGAGAGAGAAGCUGGCCGAAAGCAGCGCCAAAGAGCGCCAGCUGCAGUUCUACAAGCAGCAUCAUCGGAGCUUCAGUUUGUGAGGCGGCCGUAGAUAAACACGCUAUAAACACUGCAGAGGCAAAAGGGAGUUGUCAAAAAAAACAACCAAUUCGGGUAAGCGCCCCGAAAACAUAGGUACCAACCAAAGCGUAAGACAUUGAGCUAGCUGUGAAACUGCAUGGAUGCAGAUGUGUGAUGUAAUAAACGUUGUAAAUAAGCACAGGUCGGUUAACUGACAACACAUUAUUCUAGUGCCGACACUGAUCAAUAGCUGAUAAUGCUGCCUGGUUGCAACACUACUGGAAUCUAAAGCGCUCUUCCCCCCCUCGAGAACGCGUGUACGGUAUAUUGAGGGAUUCUGGGUAGAAUUUGCUCCUUGAGCAUAGAUCUGCAGCACGGAUCUAAUGUGGUGAGACGAGUGAAAACAAAACCCUCCAGUCGCGUCGAGUCCUGUCGGCGCUUCCUUCAAGGUAGAGGAGGGAGUUCGGGGGAGGGGGGGUUUCAUAGGGUCUCUCAACAAACACAUCCACACUCGUACCCACCCUCGUCAUGUUGGUGUGUGGGGAAAAAUGACAAAAACGAUUCUCUGUCAGUGCAUGUUUGAAUUCACAUUCAGAGUAUUUAUUUCAAGCAAAAUGCUGCAAGCGGGGUUUUGUUAUUUUAAAGCACGAGAGAAUGCGUUUUUUGAAAAUUCCUGAAAUGAGUCGAGUCUGAAGAUGAUAAUGACUCGUUCCACUCCUCCAGCAUGCACUCCUUGAUAGCUAUGUGAACAGACACUUCCGACAUGUAGUCAGGGCUUUAUGCUGGAACCGAAAGUGACAACAGUAAAGCUGAAGCCGCGUUUUCUUUAUUUAAUGUCGUAUGAUGCAAAAACCUUUCCCAAAUUUGUGCUGUUUGGAUAUUGUUUACAAUUGUAUGGCUGGAUUUUUUCAGCAUCAAAUGCAUCGUCUUCUUGCAUCUCUUUUGCUUCCCUUUUUGGAAAAAAAAAAUACAGAAAUUACCCUGGUUGUAAUUUAAAGUGUGCCUUGAUGGAACAAGUAACACAUUUAGCAUGAGCAGCACUUUCUUGUAAUCUCAUCCGUAGUUCUGUUUAGAACCAUUUAAAAAAAAGUUAAACAAAACUCUUGUGUGUUUGUGCCAGUCUAUGAUUUUUAGAACACUAAUAAUCAGUCACCCAGGCGCCGUAUCCGAUUAGACUUGAAGACUUAUUUUAUUUUUUGCGACAUUGUACUUUGAAUUUCUACGUGUGAGAUGCAAAACCACAAAGUCAAGGAUUGACUUGUAAAUGUAUGUAAUUAUUACAAAGCUGGGAAAUAUUGACAUGUACAGUUCCAUGUGUUAUUUGUUGUGGAUGUUCGACUGGUUCGUUGUGCGGAUGCUUUGAAUGCGCUCAGUUUGUCGUGUGUAUUUAACUCCUUAUCGCAGUUCAUCCUGAAGAACCUCGCCGUCACUGCUGUCUUAACGACUCGCCGUACUAGUAGCGUCUGUGAUUUACUCAAUGUCACGUUCCCAUUUAUGCAUCGUCAUUAUCUAUAACCAAUAAACCAAAUCAUACGUC
Gasterosteus aculeatus aculeatus (three-spined stickleback) is the source of this 3788-nucleotide messenger RNA. RefSeq names its product SH3 domain-binding protein 5-like. Gene Ontology annotation, cellular component: cytoplasm. The record is from RefSeq and is a predicted model, not a curated record. Gene Ontology annotation, molecular function: protein kinase inhibitor activity. Gene Ontology annotation, biological process: intracellular signal transduction. Lineage: Eukaryota; Metazoa; Chordata; Actinopteri; Perciformes; Gasterosteidae.